UAAAGCAGCAGACCAUUUCAGCAUGGCGGGUCGCUCCGCCGUUGCUGGCUUCUUACCGGCGGGUUUUAGCUUUAACGUUAUAACCUCACCGUAGUUAUGCUCUUCGCUGCAAGGAGCCGCCCUGCAAUGGACUAAAGCGACAACAUGGUCUGACUUUAACGUUAAAGUGAACAGAGGAUACCGUGUGAUGGGAGUGCUAGCACUAGUAGGCUCCAGAGACGAGGCCGCCAUCAUAAGCAACUGAAGACUUAUUGAUGAUCACAUGGGCUACUGACCUGUGCUGACCCAAUGGUUUAAUCAACAGGACUAAAGAUGAGCAUAAGCAGCGAUGAGGUCAACUUCCUGGUUUACAGAUACCUCCAAGAGUCGGGCUUCUCCCACUCAGCGUUCACCUUUGGCAUAGAGAGUCAUAUCAGCCAGUCGAACAUCAAUGGAGCCCUGGUGCCCCCUGCCGCCCUCAUCUCCAUCAUUCAGAAGGGCCUGCAGUAUGUGGAGGCUGAAGUCAGCAUCAAUGAGGACGGGACCUUGUUUGAUGGACGACCUAUCGAGUCGCUGUCUCUGAUUGAUGCUGUUAUGCCAGAUGUUGUCCAGACCAGGCAGCAGGCCUACAGAGACAAGCUAGCUCAGCAGGCGGCGGCGGCGGCAGGCAGCAGCUCAGGAACACAGGGGACCUCCAAGAAUGGAGAGGGGGCCGCCAACGGAGAAGAAAACGGAUCACAUACCUUAGCCAAUAACCACUCAGAGACGAUGGAGGUGGACCAGGAUGUGGAAAUCCCACAGAAUAAAGCCGUGGUCCUCAGAGGCCACGAAUCGGAGGUUUUUAUCUGUGCCUGGAACCCAGUAAACGACCUCCUCGCCUCCGGGUCGGGAGACUCGACGGCACGGAUCUGGAACCUGAGCGAAAACAGCACGGGCGGAUCCACCCAGCUGGUUCUGAGGCACUGCAUCCGGGAGGGCGGCCAGGACGUUCCCAGCAACAAAGACGUCACAUCGCUGGACUGGAAUAGUGAAGGCACGCUACUAGCCACCGGCUCAUAUGACGGCUUCGCUCGGAUAUGGACAAAAGACGGAAACCUGGCCAGCACUCUGGGUCAGCAUAAAGGCCCCAUAUUUGCACUCAAGUGGAAUAAGAAAGGAAACUUCAUCCUCAGUGCCGGAGUGGAUAAGACGACCAUCAUCUGGGACGCACACACAGGAGAAGCGAAGCAGCAGUUUCCUUUCCACUCAGCACCGGCUCUGGACGUAGACUGGCAGAACAAUAACACAUUUGCCUCCUGCAGCACAGACAUGUGCAUCCAUGUGUGUAAGCUGGGCCAGGAAAGACCCGUCAAGACCUUCCAGGGACACUCGAAUGAAGUGAACGCCAUAAAGUGGGAUCCCACCGGCAGCUUGCUCGCCUCCUGCUCUGAUGACAUGACACUUAAGAUAUGGAGCAUGAAGCAGGAUUCAUGCGUCCAUGACCUCCAGGCCCAUAGUAAAGAAAUCUACACCAUCAAAUGGAGCCCCACCGGCCCUGGAACAAACAAUCCCAGUGCAAAUCUCAUGCUGGCCAGUGCUUCAUUUGACUCGACUGUGCGUCUGUGGGACGUUGAGCGUGGAGUUUGUAUUCACACUCUGACCCGUCACCAAGAGCCCGUUUACAGCGUGGCCUUCAGUCCCGACGGCAAGCACCUCGCCAGCGGCUCCUUCGACAAGUGCGUCCACAUCUGGAACACACAGACGGGGGCUUUAGUCCACAGCUACAGAGGGACGGGUGGGAUCUUUGAGGUUUGCUGGAACGCCACAGGCGACAGAGUAGGAGCCAGCGCAUCAGAUGGAUCGGUUUGUGUUCUAGACUUGCGAAAAUGAUACUUGCGUGGGGGAAGAAGCUAUGGACCGACUAGGAAUGUGUACAUAGCCAAAAAGACUGUCGCCGUCUGUCGGCCACACUGCUGUAGCCGUAUGGGAUUCUACGGCCGGAGCACGGACCACAUCGCGGGCUCGCCGUCUCUCACACCGUUAGACGUCGGUCAUCAGACACACAUAACAGGUCCAGAGUGCAUGGAUUGGAGGAAUCUAUCUCUGAUCAUUUGGACCCCACAGCAUCCAAAUCUCCAGGGUCUUUCUGUUUGUUUGAUUUUUGCAUUUUCAUAUAUCGAACAGUUUUAUUGUUCCCUGUUGGUUUGUGCAUAUUAUACCCAUCAGAUUUGCUGAGCUGCAUAGAGCUGAAUUUGGAUCUUUACUGGAUUUGUUUGAUGAAAAGUAAGCAGGAGGAAAGAGAGGAGAUUCAGACGGUCAUUCAUUUCUUCUCAUUUCGAGAUUUAUUGAUUUCUAUUUGAUUUCUUGAAUUAAAGUAAAUAACAUUCGUUUUCUGGUUCUGUCUAAGACCAGUGGUUAUAUGGAGUGAAUUUUGUUCCAUUAUUGUUGCAGGCAGGGAACGUGUAAAUGGAAAU
Cyprinodon tularosa is the source of this 2432-nucleotide messenger RNA. Its product is annotated as F-box-like/WD repeat-containing protein TBL1XR1. The transcript has 16 exons. Lineage: Eukaryota; Metazoa; Chordata; Actinopteri; Cyprinodontiformes; Cyprinodontidae. Gene Ontology annotation, molecular function: transcription corepressor activity; protein binding. Bases 313 to 1848 code for a protein of 511 amino acids. The record is from RefSeq and is a predicted model, not a curated record. Gene Ontology annotation, biological process: regulation of transcription by RNA polymerase II. Gene Ontology annotation, cellular component: histone deacetylase complex.